Messenger RNA from Xenia sp. Carnegie-2017, 1021 nucleotides. Its product is annotated as gamma-interferon-inducible lysosomal thiol reductase-like. Lineage: Eukaryota; Metazoa; Cnidaria; Anthozoa; Malacalcyonacea; Xeniidae. Gene Ontology annotation, molecular function: oxidoreductase activity, acting on a sulfur group of donors, disulfide as acceptor. Bases 98 to 856 code for a protein of 252 amino acids. The record is from RefSeq and is a predicted model, not a curated record. The transcript has a single exon.
GGUGUCAUAAUAUCAGGCUAGCAAUAACAAUUAUAGCAUUUUAAUACGCUUGACGACAACAAUAUUUUUCUUGCAAUAGAUCUUGGCAACAGAAAUUAUGAAUAUAAAAGAUAUUUUUGUAAUAAUUUUCGUCGUAGCUGCCUACGCAUCGGCGAAAUCUUGUAACUUACCGCCAAGCUUGUGGUGCUCAUCGCGUCAAGUUGCAAUAAAAUGCGAUGUCGAAGAACAAUGCCAUCCGUAUUUUUCACUACUCUCUAGGUCGAACGUCGAACUCGUGAACUUUACGCUUUACAUGGAAAGCCUGUGUCCUGAUUGCCAGAAUUUUGUUAACAAUCAAUUAUGGCCUGCAUUCAAAGCCGUUGGGGAAAUAAUGAAUUUGGUUAUUGUGCCAUACGGCAACGCUAUAGAGAAGAAAAAUGACAGCAAGUGGAAAUUUAUGUGUCAACACGGCGAGGAAGAAUGCUACGGCAACUUAAUCGAGACAUGUGCCAUACACUACAACCAAAACGCUUCUGUCUUUAUGCCUUUUAUCCACUGCAUCGAAUCAUCAAGUUUAUUGCCUCGAAAUAACGCUCCUAAAUGUGCAAAAAAAUUUGGUUUAGACUAUUCAUUAAUUAUCUCGUGCGUAAAAGGUCGUCUGGGCAACGAGUUGGAACACAAAAUGGCUAAGAAAACCAAUGCUCUGGAACCACCACACACAUAUGUGCCUUGGGUAACCUUGAAUGGGGUACACACGGACGCAAUUCAAACUGCAGCUCAAGAAAAUCUUGUCAAGCUUAUUUGCGACACAUAUCAAGGUAGUCCAAAACCUGACGCUUGUUUACCAAGCAAGUCAAAGACAUUGAGUAGAGCAUAAACCAAUUACUUGCUCAAAAUAAACGAAAUGAAUAAACACAUACGAAAUUACAAGGUCUUGAUUAAUGCAUGAUUCAAAUUAUACCUUACUUAAUAUUCAAUUAUUUUUAAAUUUUAGUACUAUUAUAGAUACUAUAAGUGAUUAAUAUCAGUUUUGUGACAAACA